AUGGUCAAAAAAUUACAUAAAACUAAAACAGUGUUAACUGAAGAAGAAUUGAAAAAGCGACUUCUAGCUUGGUAUAAUACCUCUAAUGAAAGACGUGAAGCACGUUCGUUAAAAAAGAAUGAUCCAAUAAAAGUUAAAGAAGCAAAUGUCAAGAAUAAAUUUCCGUCGACUAAAACCGGGCUAAAAAAACUUAAAGAAAAGAUCAAAAAAGAUAAUCUUCGUAAAAGAUUAGAAAUGGCGAAUAGUUAUAAUGAAGAUUCAUUAGAAGACGCAGAAGAAUUAAAAAGAAUUAAUCUAGAACGGAAUCUCAAAUAUUUUACCUUUAAUCCAAAAGAAAUAAAUUAG
Messenger RNA from Cetraspora pellucida, 345 nucleotides. The record is from the annotation of a GenBank genome assembly. Lineage: Eukaryota; Fungi; Glomeromycota; Glomeromycetes; Diversisporales; Gigasporaceae.